AUGGUCGUUAGUAAGCGUCAACACCAGGCCUUCUACGGCAUCAUCCCCGGAGCCGGGUCGACUCCAGUCGGCUGGGCCACCUUGCCGGUCACCUUCGGCACCCGCUACAACUACCGCACCGAGUACGUCAACUUCGAGGUCGCCGAGUUCGAGACCUCCUACCACGCCAUCCUGGGAAGACCCUCCCUCACCAAGUUCAUGGCAAUCCCCAACAACACGUAUCUUCUCUUGAAGAUGCCAGCUCCAAAGGGGGUCCUCUCGGUCUACGGAGAUCUGCAGGCCUCCUACGCGUGUGAGGCCAAGAACAUCGAACUCUCCGACACCCUGGAACGAUCCAGGAACUCAAUUCUUGUUGCUCAGGCAGCAAAGAACCUCCCGGCGGACCAUCAGUAG
This is a messenger RNA of Panicum virgatum (switchgrass), 393 nucleotides long. RefSeq lists its product as uncharacterized. The transcript has a single exon. NCBI's taxonomy places the organism in Eukaryota, Viridiplantae, Streptophyta, Magnoliopsida, Poales, Poaceae. The coding region runs from base 1 to 393 and encodes 130 amino acids. The record is from RefSeq and is a predicted model, not a curated record.